Messenger RNA from Panicum virgatum (switchgrass), 2095 nucleotides. Its product is annotated as NAC domain-containing protein 73-like. The record is from RefSeq and is a predicted model, not a curated record. Gene Ontology annotation, cellular component: nucleus. NCBI's taxonomy places the organism in Eukaryota, Viridiplantae, Streptophyta, Magnoliopsida, Poales, Poaceae. The coding region runs from base 735 to 1694 and encodes 319 amino acids. The transcript has 3 exons. Gene Ontology annotation, molecular function: DNA-binding transcription factor activity; transcription cis-regulatory region binding. Gene Ontology annotation, biological process: regulation of DNA-templated transcription.
AUCUGGGGACCUGGUUGAUCUCCAGCUACCCAGCUAGCUAGCCGGAUCGGCCGGCCGGUACGGUGCUGGCAGCUGCCGGUUUUCUUUUGUUGUUUCUAUAGCUAACUGUACUGUUGAAGAACCGAUUUGCCCGGGCAUCCCUGGCGAUCGAGCUCGAGUGCUCGGUCGUGCAGUGGCGAUCGAUCUUCUCGCGGGUGGCAACAAUGCAACAACCAAAAAGUUGGUGAGAAUUCUAUUCGCCUGUACCAGACAGACAGCGCCACCAAGCGAGCGGGCACGUACAGGCCGAGCACCAUGCCGGCUAGGGGAUCCAUCGACGCCCGGCCGGGUGGUGGUGGCUGCUGGUGCCUGGCGCGCGCUCGGUAGCUUUUAACAGGGACAAGCUUCCUCCUGCCCUCUUUUUCUCUUUGUUCUCUUCCCGGGCGCUUUCUUCUCUCCCUCCCUCGCCCCGCCCACUCUCUCUCUAUUCUUUUGCGCCCGCGGCCUGUCAUUCCCCCGGGGAUCAGCCUUAGCGUUGCCUCAUAUGGGGGCGAGCUGAGAGUAAAGCGAGGGCCGGCACCGGACAAGGAGAGCCUUUCGAUCCCCUCUCUCUCUCUCACUCUACUUCUCUCGUCACGCACUCCCUUCGCCUCUGGGGAUAGAGGAGGGAGGUGGUGAGAGAGAGAGGCAGGGGCCGGCCGGGGGAGAGGAGAGGGCGAGAUCGAUCAUAUCGUCGUCGUCGAUCGGCGGCGACCAUGACAUGGUGCAACAGCUUCAACGACGUGCGCGCCGUGGAGAACAACCUGGCCACCGCCGCGGCCGUCGCCGCCGCCAAGAAGCAGCAGCAGGCAUCGUCGCACGUCAACCUCAUCAGGACCUGCCCCUCCUGCGGCCACCGCGCGCAGUAUGAACAGUUGCAGGCGGCGGCGACGAUCCAGGACCUGCCGGGGCUGCCGGCCGGCGUGAAGUUCGACCCGACGGACCAGGAGAUGCUGGAGCACCUGGAGGGGAAGGCGAGGCCGGACGCCCGCAAGCUCCACCCGCUCAUCGACGAGUUCAUCCCCACCAUCGAGGGCGAGAACGGCAUCUGCUACACCCACCCGGAGAGGCUUCCGGGUGUCGGCAAGGACGGGCUCAUCCGACACUUCUUCCACCGCCCGUCAAAAGCAUACACGACCGGCACUCGGAAGCGGCGGAAGGUGCACACCGACGAGCAGGGCGGCGAGACGCGGUGGCACAAGACGGGCAAGACCCGGCCGGUGUUCACCAACGGCAUGCUCAAGGGCUACAAGAAGAUCCUGGUCCUCUACACCAACUACGGGAAGCAGCGCAAGCCGGAGAAGACCAACUGGGUGAUGCACCAGUACCACCUGGGCUCCGACGAGGAGGAGAAGGACGGCGAGCUCGUCGUGUCCAAGGUGUUCUACCAGACGCAGCCGAGGCAGUGCGGCAGCGGGUCGGCGACGACGGCCAAGGACGUCGUCCCCCUCGCGGCUAGCGCGGCCACCCCGACGGACCACCACCACCACCAUGACGGAGGCAGUGGCGGUAGCAACAGCAUGCUGAAGGAGGCAGCAGGCAUUGUAGAUUUCUACAGCCCGGUGGCGCUAAUCGGCUACAACCAGGCGGCUCCUAACAACAGGGCGGCUGCCUCUGCUCACCUGAUGCCUAACUUUGAGGUGCACACGGCAGGGGCGGCUGGCUUUGGUCCCUGACCAAGAUGUGCAAGUGUGCAACCGUUCGACUGAUCAUAUAGGUUAGAGGGGAGAGAAAGGCAGGAAGAUAAGGCACCCUCAAGAAUGCAGUAACUUACAAGAAGGGAUCGAAGACUUAACUGAACCGUAACGCUGGACAAUAAGAGGGGUGUUGAGUGAGUGGCUGGACGUACAGAUGCUGAAAGGAGUAGGGAUCGAUACUAUACAUUGUUCAUUAAUUGUUACAAGUAUACGUAACUUGACGUUAUCAAUUUUUUGUUUAAUGAUAUGUUGUUUCAUAAUAAGAACGCUGGAGUGAGUUCAAUAUUGUAUAUUAGUUCUUAACUAAAAGACUUGUACAUUGUAUACAAAUCGGUGUACAUCUUUCUUUUGGCAGAAUUAUCGGCUGUAUAAUUUUUGUU